GCCUGCAGGCAGGAGCAGCUCCAGCCCUCAGCAAAGCACGACCUUGCUGCGGAGCCCGGCGCCAAAAUUCGCCCGGGCGCCUUCGGCCGCGCCCCUUGAGCAGAAGGGCAGCCCCUCGGCAGCGGAGGAGGGCACGGGGAGCGGAGCCCGGCCCCGCUGCCCCUCGCCGGCACCGCGGGGUCCCGGGGCAGGGGGCGGGCGGGAGGAGGUGGCCAGCCGGGUCCCGCCCCGCGGCUCCGCGCCGGGAAGGCGGCAGAAGGGAGCGGGUCGGGCCGGGAGCCAGCGGGACCGGGGACCAGGAGCGGGACCGAGCUCUGCUCGGCGGCGGCGCGGCCCGACGGGCCGAGGUGGCAGCCCCAUGGCCCUCUUCACCAGAGCCAGCGGCCAUCCUAACACUACAGACCCCAUUCCCUGUGGGGCAAACAGCACCACAGAGCCUGAGCUGCCCCAUUCACACGCCUACUACGCCCUCUGCUACUGCAUCUUGAUUCUGGCCAUCAUCUUUGGGAAUGUGCUGGUCUGCUUGGCUGUGCUGAGGGAACGCACCUUGCAAACCACAACCAACUACCUCGUGGUGAGCCUGGCAGUGGCAGAUCUGCUGGUGGCCACUUUGGUGAUGCCAUGGAUGGUGUACCUGGAGGUGACCGGAGGGGUCUGGACGUUCAGCCGUAUCUGUUGCGAUAUCUUCGUCACCAUGGAUGUAAUGAUGUGCACAGCCAGCAUUCUGAACCUCUGUGCCAUCAGCAUUGACAGAUACACCGCAGUGGUGAAACCAGUUCAGUACCAGUACAGCACUGGGCAGAGCUCCUGCAGGAGGGUCUCUCUCAUGAUUGUGAUAGUCUGGAUGCUGGCAUUUGCAGUGUCAUGCCCUCUCCUCUUUGGCUUCAAUACUACAGGGGAUCCCAGUGUCUGUUCCAUAUCCAACCCUAGUUUUGUCAUCUACUCCUCUUUGGUGUCCUUCUACCUCCCCUUCAUGGUGACCCUGCUGCUCUAUGUCCGGAUUUACCUCGUGCUCAGACAGAGGCAAAAGAAGCGAACCCUCACCCGGCAGGGCAGCCAGAACGCCAGCACCAAACCGUGUUAUGCACACCAAGAACACAUGGAGAGGAAAGCUUUGCCAAACAGGUGCCAAGGCACAUUUUCCCCCUGUUUCCCGCUCAAAUGCACAGGCCAGGAGAUGUCUACGAAGAGGAGGUUGCUGACUGUCUUCAGCCUGCAGCGGUACCGAAGCUUCUGCCACGAGGCAUCUCUCACCAAGGCACCAGGGACUACCCAAACCAGCAGGUGGGAAGAGAGGAGGAGCACGAAGCCAGCAGUGGAGGUACGGAGGCUAAGCAAUGGUAGAACCAUCAGCAGCUUGAGGCUGGCCCAGCAGCAGCCCCGACUGAUCCAGCUGCGGGAAAGGAAGGCUACACAGAUGCUGGCAAUUGUCCUGGGAGCAUUCAUAGUCUGCUGGCUGCCCUUCUUCUUAAUUCACAUCCUCAAUGCCCACUGCCCAUCCUGCCACGUGCCUCCAGGGCUUUACAGUGCUAGCACCUGGCUCGGAUAUGUCAACAGUGCCCUCAACCCCAUCAUCUACACAACCUUCAACACUGACUUCCGCAAAGCCUUCCUCAAGAUCCUCUGCUGCUGACUGUGGAGCCACACCAGGCUGCACAGGUCUGCAGCAGCCCCCUGGGAGGAGAAAAAGACAGGAACAAGCCAGUGAGUCCCUCAGUGCUGGGCACAGCCCUGGGUGUGCAGCACAUCAGCCACCACAGUGCAUCGCUCCUGGGAGCUGACAGGCUUGCAGGGCACACGCGACCCAAACGCAGAUGGCAUCCCUCAUCUCUGCUGCCUGCAUGCUGGAAAUGCAUUUGCCCUCCCACAGCUGGAACCUCAGCCUGCAGAAGGCACCCAGCUCAUGCAAGCAGUCCUAGUAAGAGGACAGAACUUGACUUCUUUGAUAAGGAUCCUGAUUUCUUCAGUCAGGAACCAAGAGUGAAAAUUGGACAAGGGAACUUAGAAGAGGAGCCCUAAUGGAGAAAUAACAACUUUCCUGUUGUUUCCAUCAAAACGUUGCCUGUAAAACUGGGUCAAAGUGCUUGAGAAAAUCGCCCUAGUUGCAAAUGAAAUUUUCCCUUGUGCUGCCAGCUUGUAUUUUACUGCUCCUUGCAAGGUGGCUGCUCUCUCUCUGGUAGGUCAGCUCACAUGACAAGUGCAACAUUACCCCAGGGUCCCCUCUCCUCCUGACCCAAGGAUCAGAGAUAGAUUGGCCGCUACUUAACUACCACACACCACAGUGAUCUACUGGGGCCACCAAGAGAACAAGGCUCUUGAUAGCUGCCAUAGAUUCAAACCUGUUUUUUCAGCUGGUUGCAUGCACCCCGUCUCAAAACUUGUUCACAACCUCCUUGGAACCAAUCUUUACCUGUGCUCGUCUCCUGACAGGAGCACUGCUAGAUUUAGGGUUUGUACCACCUGGCUGCUGGAAUAACUCCAGUUACAGCCCAUAUCUGGGGGAGAGCUGUUUCAUAACUUUCCUCCCAGUAAGAGGGGAGAUUUGCCUUGGGAUCAGCUCCAGGACUCUCCCUGAUGCCUCUUGCCAAUACUCUUAUCAUCACAUAGGGCAUCUGUAUAUCCCAGCAUCCAGGAGCUGGCCAAAUACAGCCUGGCCAUGGUCUCCUUUCCUAGCAGUAUUCUACAGAGCCAUCUCCAGUAGCUCCUGGAUGGAAAAAAAAGACAAGUCCUGAUCUACCAUAAGCUGGUGUCAUGUCAUGGCACUCUAAUGCUCUUCCCCUCAUAUAGACAAACAUGGCAGGGACCAGAGAGCCUGAGCUUGGUUCUCCCAUUUUGCCCCCUUGCUGUACUGGAUCAGAUGCUUCAGCUCUCACUCCCUAAGACUAAGGGACUCUCACUAAGACUCUCACUAAGGACUUGGCUUAGUUGUGCUGUCAGCCAUGCUCGUUUGAUAGCUUUGGGCAUAACUCUAUGUGCUGCUCCUGCCUGUGUCCCUGCCACAGCUUCUCCAUCUGGGAUGGGCUUCCUUUUCUUCCUAACAUGAAGCCAAAGCCGUUGUUCUCUGCCUCCAGAGCACAUAGUAGAGCUCUAGCUGAUGCUUUGGUUUGUCUGGGUUUUGGGAGGAGGAUCUUGUGGAGAGCAUGUGUCAUUUGCCUGGGCAGGUGCCCUCCAUACUGCAUUGUAACUGCCUUAACCCAAUAAAACAA
Passer domesticus (house sparrow) is the source of this 3206-nucleotide messenger RNA. It is a transcript of the gene DRD3, whose product is annotated as dopamine receptor D3. The coding region runs from base 359 to 1633 and encodes 424 amino acids. Gene Ontology annotation, molecular function: G protein-coupled receptor activity; dopamine neurotransmitter receptor activity, coupled via Gi/Go. Gene Ontology annotation, biological process: adenylate cyclase-activating adrenergic receptor signaling pathway; phospholipase C-activating dopamine receptor signaling pathway; negative regulation of cytosolic calcium ion concentration. The transcript has 7 exons. Lineage: Eukaryota; Metazoa; Chordata; Aves; Passeriformes; Passeridae. Gene Ontology annotation, cellular component: plasma membrane. The record is from RefSeq and is a predicted model, not a curated record.